Labeo rohita (rohu) is the source of this 1837-nucleotide messenger RNA. RefSeq lists its product as uncharacterized. The coding region runs from base 166 to 714 and encodes 182 amino acids. The record is from RefSeq and is a predicted model, not a curated record. The transcript has 8 exons. Lineage: Eukaryota; Metazoa; Chordata; Actinopteri; Cypriniformes; Cyprinidae.
GUGACAUUCAACAGUCACGGUGAUUGAUUGAUUGCAGUCAGCAAAAGGGGAGGGGAGCACACGCCAUACCUCACGACUACAAAAGACAAGUUGGAGACCUUUUAUCAAAGCCAACAGAGCACGCAAGGCCGAGCAAACUACCCAGGUCUCCAGAAGGAAACAAGCAUGACCACUAUUAGAUUCGGGAGUAGCGUCGGUCCGUCUGGCGUGAACUCUGAAAAUCAACAGCACGGCUGGGAUGAAGAGAACGCUUUUGGUGAAGACACUGAUGACGCCAGUGACCCCAACAGGAUUGUGCAGUGCCCAUAUGACAAAAACCACCAGAUCAGAGCCUCUCGCUUUCCUUUUCAUGUUCUCAAGUGCAGGAAGAACCACCCUAAACUGGCAAGUGAACUGAAGACCUGCCCUUUCAAUGCCAGGCAUUUGAUUCCCAAGCAUGAGUUGUCUCAUCACAUCACGAACUGUGAAGACAAGAGGUCACUAAAUGCUGAAGAUGGAAAUGUAGAGCUGCUGGAGAAGUUUCAGGUGCCUGUUAAUACCUGGACAAACCCUUCACCCAAUGAAGACUGGGAAACAGAGACUGAUGAUAAUGCUGCUAUGUUUGUCUGGGGUGAAUCCAACAAUCAGCUUGCCCAAAACAAGCCAGAGCCAACUACCACCAUCAGUUUAUCCGAUGGACUUCGGGCACCACGGACUCUUCCAUGGAAACUCUGAUUUGUCACCACUGGACAGACUUCAUCGGACAUCAUCUUACUUAUUUAAUACUUCAAGCCCUGUGUGACUUCUAGCCUAACUUGUUUAAAGUCUACUUAUAUUUUAAAGCUUUUAAUUUUAAAGUGUUGUGAAAUUUCCCUUUUCCUAUUUUUCUACAAGUUAAUACGCUGUCUGUAACCGGCUAUGGUCCAUGUGUAGAGACUCUCCUUUUAAACCAAAGAAUUGCGUGUCUCAAUUCAAAGGAGAAACCAUCACUGCCAGUCUUUCUGGACUAUUUGCUUUAAACUUUUUUGCAAUUUGUGAAAGUGGUAACCUUUAAUCCUGACAUGUAUACUUGAUUCAUUAAAGAUUUCUUUCUGUGCAAACCUCCUGUUUUUUUUUUUUUUUUUUUUUUUUUUUUUUUAAAACCGCAACAAAGAGCAAGUCAAAUAUUACUUUGGGAAUUUAAUACAUUUAGCUUUAAAUGUAACCAUAUUUAACUAAAAUGUAACUUCAGAUAUUUAGUAAGAACAGUUUGGUGUUAUAAUGACUUUAUUAACUUAAUUUUAAAAUGAAUAAAUGUUUUUUAUGGUAUAAUUUACAUUUGUUUUAUAAAUAAUGAGAUUAUUAGUAUUAUUAGUAUUAGUAUGUUUAACUAACAGUAGUGUUUAUCCAUUAAUAAAUGCUGUAAGUUAUUGCAUUAUUGUGUUUUUGGGGGGUUAAUUUAUACCUGUUAAUCUUCUUCUUUAUUAUUAUUAUUAUUAUUAUAUAUUUUUGUUGUGAUGUUCUCACAGUGUGCUUUGAGUGUUUUUAAUUGGUGUGCAUUUUUGAAAGGUUUUAUUUUUUCUGGUUUUAAUGUAUGUGUUCAGUUUAUAUUUAAUUACACGUUCUUAUAUUACAGUUGUUUGUUUUGAGAGCGUUAUAUUCUUGUGCAGUGUGCUUUAAGUGUUUUUAAUUAGUGUGUGAACGUUUUUAUUUAUUUGUUUUUAACCAUACAGCAACAAAGAGCAAGUCAAAUAUUACUUUUGGACUUUAAAUGUAACCAUAUUUAACUAAAAUGUAACUUCAGAUAUUUAGUAAGAACAGUUUGGUAUUAUGACUUUAACUUAAUUUUAAAAUAAAUAAAUGGCUGUUUUUUUUUUUU